AUGCCGACUACGAUGCCGUCUGGAAUUGUAUCCAUUUCUUGCCAGCUAUCUCUGAGGAGGCAGUACGAGAUCCGUCUCGAUCAAGUUGCGAAAUGGGAUCAAACCACUGUUAGAUUAUUUAAAUUCUACCGAUCAAAACCGCAAUAUAGUCCGGACCAAAGCUCAUCACCAGCUCGAGCGGGUUUCAAACCCGCGGUCAAGCACUUUGACGUAAUGUCAGCUAUUCUUUUUGGCCGUUGGCCGGAACUCAUCUUCAUCCCUCGAUUGUCUGUAGUUCGCGCCAUUUGGGCCAUCUAUUUUGCCAACAAGGCGCCAUUUACCAGACCCGUUGCCCCACCUCGUUUGCCAACAUUCUCCUCUGUGUCUCCAUGGCAGCCUGAGUCGGUCUCUGUAAACCUUGCUUCGUGA
Messenger RNA from Protopolystoma xenopodis, 408 nucleotides. NCBI's taxonomy places the organism in Eukaryota, Metazoa, Platyhelminthes, Monogenea, Polystomatidea, Polystomatidae. The record is from the annotation of a GenBank genome assembly.